Molecule: messenger RNA, 1041 nt
Organism: Phytophthora nicotianae INRA-310
Lineage: Eukaryota; Oomycota; Peronosporomycetes; Peronosporales; Peronosporaceae
Exons: 3
Coding region: 1-1041 (346 amino acids)
Source: RefSeq, a predicted model, not a curated record
AUGGUGCGGAAGACCGCAUCCUGGAGGACACAAGUGGAAGCUCGAGAUGUCCGUCAGCUUCAUGCUACAGGGAAGGACGUAGUUGUCCCUCUCGUGCUCUGGAACGAGCCACCGCAAGUGGAAGUGUCCUCCUUACACGUCCUCCAGCUCCCUAUCUCCCAGCCAAGCCAGAACUCGUCCAUCUUCGCCACCGAGGAGGACAGAGAGACGACCAACGACGAAUCCACUCGCACCCAAUUAUGUGUAUUUGCAGGCACAGUGGACGGUCUUGUCCUCUACUGGAGAUUCGAGGUGGACACUGUAGCACAAGUCAACUUACUCGUCUUUCCCGGCAUUGACGGUGAUACCACCAUCAAGCACGAGCUUUGCCUCUCUCCUCCACGCAAGCUCCAGCGACGCCGACGAGCAGCCUGGUCCGUACUGCGUGAUCGCAUACGAGACGCCAUGCAGCAAGUGCGUGUGUUGAUCUUCGUGCACUCAAGCGACCUGAAGUUCUGUUUGGACAUCCGAUUGUGUGUCGUGAUGCGCUGGAAGAAGAUUGGGUGGAUGGCGUUGCUGCAGAGUUCCAAUACACACGCAAGUGAUUUGAAGACAAACUUGCAAUCUCUACGGACGUUUAUAAAAGAAGACCUUCUCCAAGACAACAACAUCGACAGUAUGCUUGCUAGCAUUGCAGCUCACGUGUUGUGCGGGCACGUCCGCGAAUACCGCCCGCUCUUGGCCAGACUGUCCGACGAACGCACCCGUCGUCUCGCCGAAGUUUUUGACGGCUCAAGACUCGAAACGCUGGGUCAGGCAGAAGACGUACUGAACCCGGCCCCGUGGUUCCGAUUUGAAACGCAAGCAAAUGCAGUCUGUCGUCUGCUGUCGCUGCAAGAGCUCGAGGACUUCGACCAUAUUAGCAAAUGGUCAACGAAAGAAAUGGAUCGCGAAUACAAACUUGACGCUUUCGACACCAAGACCGAGCGAACACAAGAAGUUUCGAAUCUCACGAGCACGAUCAACAUUCUAAAUCUGCCUCUGCGUUGCGCAAAGAAAUGA